Molecule: messenger RNA, 2892 nt
Organism: Plutella xylostella (diamondback moth)
Lineage: Eukaryota; Metazoa; Arthropoda; Insecta; Lepidoptera; Plutellidae
Product: protein arginine N-methyltransferase 9
Biological process (GO): peptidyl-arginine methylation, to asymmetrical-dimethyl arginine; chromatin remodeling
Cellular component (GO): nucleus
Molecular function (GO): protein-arginine N-methyltransferase activity; protein binding; histone methyltransferase activity
Source: RefSeq, a predicted model, not a curated record
AGAACUGACAGAUGACAGACGCGCAGACGUGAGGGAGAGGAGGUCUUGUUUUUCGUUGGUAGACUCAAUAAAUAAAUUAAUGAAAAUAAGUUCUUACUAUGUGAUUGUUCAAUUUAUAAUCGCAAAACAAAUUGUGUACAAUAUAACUGUGCCAAAUCUUAGUGAGAAAUGGCUGAGAAUGGAGAUAACUCAAGAUCUCGGAAGUAUACCAAACUUGCGAGGCAACUGGCGGCUGGAGGGUGCUAUGCGAAAGCUUACGACAUGUACAUCUCGGCGUUCAACAAGUUUCCCGAUCUAAAGACGAGCCUGGAGGCUGAGUUCAGGUUGCUGCUGAGCAAACUCAAUGCACUGCUAUUUGAAACCAACAAAAUCGCUGAAAUAUUUUUCUAUUUCGAGCAUACUCUUGCAGUAUAUCCCGAUAAUAUUUAUAUUCUGAACGACCUUGGGAAGUAUCUCUAUAAGUUUGGGUUUUAUAAAGAAGCUUGCACUCAUUUCCAAAGAGCCUUGGCUAUUGACUCAGGCUAUGUAGGAGCUGAAAAGAAUUUGAAUUCAGUCAAGAACUUUUUGGUGGAUAGAUGGCACUUCAGGAUGCUCAAUGAUAAAACUCGCAAUGAAGCCUACCGCAAAGCAAUCAAAGCAGUACUGAAACAUAAGAAGGAUUCCAUUAUAGACAUUGGCACUGGCACUGGCUUACUAUCUAUUUAUGCCUCAGAAUGUGAACCAGUAGCUAUUACUGCUAUAGACUCAAAUGAGUACAUGGCAAGUAUUGCAUCUGAAAUCUUAAAAGAAAAUAAUAUAAAUGGUAUUGUUCUGGUACCAAAAUUAUCAACCAAACUUCAACAACAAGACAUUGGUGGAAAGAAAAGUCUCAUUAUAAAUGAGCUCUAUGAUGCUGGACUUUUUGGUGAAGGUGUGCUGCAGACCCUAAUACAUGCUUGGGAAAACUUGAUCACUAAUGAUGGUCACAUUAUACCUGGAAAAGCUGAAUUUUAUGUAGCUGGUGCCAAAUGCAGUUGUUUAAAUAUGAAAUAUCAACUAAGUUUACCUGCAAAACAAGCAUUAAACAUCACUAAAUACAAAGUGCACUCUAAUAGGGGCUUAAAUGAACCUUAUGAUUGUGAUGAUGUUCAUAUGAUUAAAGGACUUACAUACAUGACUGAACCAAAAUCAAUAAUUAAAGUUGACUUUAGCUGUGUUGAAAGUAUGAAGGAAAUACUCUACAGGGAGCUUCCAUUUGAAGUGCUGCUGAGAGCUAAAGAGUCAGGAGAAAUAGAUGUGUUAGUUGGGUGGUUUAAUUUAUAUUUAACAGAAAAUAUAACAAUAACCACUAAUCCAACUUCUCAUAAUCGAGCUAAUGCAUGGCAACAAGCUAUAUUCUGUGAUUUCAUUCCAAGAGAAGUUGAGAAAAAUGAAGAUAUUCCUGUAAAAUUUUCCUGCACUGAAGGCAAACUGACUCUUUUACAAGAUGCUAAAUUAGAUAUUAGAAGAAUUACUGAUGAAAUGCUGCAUUUUCUGAAUGAUGCUUGUUAUAUGAAGAUGAUUCAAGAAUGUAUUGGAGCAGUUUGCAUAUAUUUAGGACAAACAGCUGAAAUCUCAAACAUUGCGGUAGUGGACUUAUCUCCAUUUCCAGUCAUUGGAAUGUUGAUGAUGAAACGAGGAGCCUGUUCUUUAAUUUGUCAAGCCAAGACCACAGAAGAUAGAAAAUUCAUAAGGAGUGUUUUCAGCAUAAAUAAAGUACCUAGAGCAAAAGUUAGAGUUAUUAUAGAAGAUAAAUUGAAUCACAAGGCCUUUAAAGACCAAAAAUUUAAUUUAAUAGUUGGGAACAUCCUCGAGCUUGGUGGUGAUUUAAAUACUGAUCGCAAAGAGUUGACAAACCAGCUACAGAAAACAAAUUUGUUACCUGGAGGGCUAUUUUUACCCUUUAAAAUAGAAUUACAUGCACAGAUAAUCAAUAGUCACUGGUUGGAUGUAAAUAACUGUGUUUAUGAUGAAAAUGUUAGUGAAUACAAGGUUGGUAUGUAUAUGAAUAGGUACCAAGUAUCACAAAACUUUCACAUUAAUAUCUCACAAUUACAAUAUAAUCCUAUAUCGGAAAGUACUUUAGUGGCGGUAGUAAGUGAUGAAAUGAGGUCAGAAGUUAUAAAUGUGCCAAUUAUAAAUAAUGGUUAUGCUAAUGGAAUAAUUUGUUGGUACACCAUUCAGCUGAUUGAAACUGGCACCAUAAUUAGUACAAAUAGAGCUAACAGUUUCAUAGAUGCAAUUGCUUUCUUAGCAAACCCAAAGAUGCCUAUGCUAAGGGGCCAGAUAGCAAAUAUUCUUAGUUGUGUUGAUGUGGACAGCAAUUUCAAGCUUGUUAUUGAUACUGAUGCUUAAUUUUUAAACUGUAGGCAAGUUGUUUGAUCUCUGUACUUAUACUUAAUAAAUAAGUUAUUUGUUUUUUAUGUAAGUAGGUGUUAUUAUUUAGAACUCUUUAUGUAAUGAGCUAAUGAGGAGUGCAGUGAACUUCAAGGGUCUAUUUUAUUGUACUAAACCACAAGAAUGGGCGAGUACCUAUACAUAGAGCUUAUUUAAAUACGACGUACUACAUAGGUACCUAGGAAAACUAUUUAGUUAGAUGGUACCUACCACCAUUAACUACAUGUUACGUAAUCUAUUCUAUUUAUGAAUGUUACCUAUUUAUCCGUAUAAUAACGUUUUGCCAUGUGAUUUCCCCAUAGUAGUGUUGAUCUGGAUUAUUCGUUAUGCAUCAUACAUCACAGGACUAGAUUGUGUAACGGGCACAUGUCACUGUUAGACCUCAUAAAUGUUGUAAGUGUUACCAAAAGUACCUAAUAUCUUUAUAAAUCUCAAUGUUAGUAGUAAAAUUUAAUAAAACUGAAAUUGCAUUUAAAU